AUGGAAUAUAUGGCAUUGGAAUUAAAACUUUUGAAAAUUAAUCAUGGAGCUGUUAGGAGACUCUUGAAGGAAUUAAUAUUCUACGAAGAGGAAGAAAAGGAAUUAAGAAGUAAAUUGAACACCCUUAAG
Messenger RNA from Plasmodium reichenowi, 129 nucleotides. Its product is annotated as tubulin-specific chaperone a, putative. Gene Ontology annotation, biological process: tubulin complex assembly; post-chaperonin tubulin folding pathway. The record is from RefSeq and is a predicted model, not a curated record. NCBI's taxonomy places the organism in Eukaryota, Apicomplexa, Aconoidasida, Haemosporida, Plasmodiidae. The annotation marks the transcript as partial. The transcript has a single exon. Gene Ontology annotation, molecular function: beta-tubulin binding.